GUUAGAUUCGUCUAGAUUAAUAUUAUCAAAUUAUAGUAACUUUUUUUAUAUUUUUUACGUGUGCACAACUAAAGUUAUUAAUGAUUAAAGAAGCGCAUUGAAUAGCAUGAAAAAGCAACAUUUAAAACAGAACGGAGGAAAUAUAUAUUUUCAUGGAAUUCUUUAAAAAUUGUCCUAAUUGACUGUUGUUGUCUAUGCAUUACUUUGACUUUUAAUAUAUCUAAAUAUAAUAGUAGUAAUCUAAAUGACAAAUUUUUUAUACAUUGAAACUAUAUAUAUUGAUGUGAUGUAACGAGAGUAAUAUUUAUAAUGGCGAGAGAAAAUGGUCAAAGAUUGAUAAAUCGGAUCAUUAAGUAAAACAAGACAAUUAUUUGAGGACGGAUGGAGUAUUUAAUAGUAUUUACAUAGGAUCGCAUUUGAUGGUCAUUGAAUUUGCAGGCUAAAGAUGUGAGUCUGAAAUCAGAAAUGUUAUGCGUAUAUCCAAGCAGUCCAUCUUGUGCUCUUGGCAUAAUUGCAGCAAUAUUUCUACUAGCCGAGCAAAUUGUAAUUACUGUUGCUACGAAUUGCUAUUGCUGUUGCGGAGUACGUUGUUCUCUACGUUGCACUGCUAUCACGUCGUUGGUUUUAUUCGUUUCUUCCUGGUCAACCUUUGUGAUAGCUUUCAUGGGACUGAUAUAUACGGCAAUCCUCAACAACACUGAUUAUCUUACAAAAGCAUAUCCUGGAAACAAUGGUAAAGUUUGCAAUGUGGGAAAUGCAGCUUUGUUCCUUGGCACUGCAUGUUGGUGCGUAAUUAGCACCGGUUUAGGCCUCAUCUCUUACGCUUUCUGGGUGUGCGGUAUUGGUGGCAGCAAUAAUGAUUCGAACGAGGUUAACCAGGAGCAAGGUGUUUCCAUGGGAGAGCCUCACAUGCCACCAGCAAAGGAACAAUGUUGAUAAAAUGUUAGAUUCUAUGUUGUAUAAAACCAAUGACGAAGGAUGCAAGUAAAAUCAGUUUCCUUGUAGAGCUAAAGCUAACAAAUGUUAGAUCA
Beta vulgaris subsp. vulgaris (sugar beet) is the source of this 1031-nucleotide messenger RNA. RefSeq lists its product as hypothetical. The transcript has 2 exons. The coding region runs from base 466 to 936 and encodes 156 amino acids. The record is from RefSeq and is a predicted model, not a curated record. NCBI's taxonomy places the organism in Eukaryota, Viridiplantae, Streptophyta, Magnoliopsida, Caryophyllales, Amaranthaceae.